AUGCCGUCGCGUUUUACAACACCGGUGUUAACGGUGGACGCUGAUAAUAUCCACAAGGUGGACACCGCAAAUGCACAGAGUCUGCAUGGCAUGUGGAUGGUCUUCUCAAAAUGUGCCGACUACAUGGAUCAGGGCCGUCGACUCGAAAACCUCAGCUGGCGCCUAUGGACUCGCGAAACCUUCUGCGUCGAACCCGAGAAAUCCAGCGAUACCUCCGUGCUCCCACUCCUUCGCUCGGAAGCCGGGGAGCCUCCGGAGCUCUCCGCUAGUGUCGAGUCGGCCGCAUCCGAUCAAGCAGAGCGGAUAGAGGCUCACAUCAAACGACCCAAAUGCCAGGACUAUCGGCCAGCGGUCGUUCGUGAUGACUCGAUGGCCAGCCUAGGCCGGGGCAAGGAGAAGCAUAUCACUUCCCUAGAUCUGGAGCGCAUGGUUCUCAACAUCAAAGAACGCAAGUGCCUAGAACCUCUGACCACCGUGGUCAGCCCUACCGCGCCCGUGGUCGACAUCACCCCACGCCCGUCGACUUCUACUCCCACUCCUCCCUCCGCUGUCUCGACAGCCAAGCAGGUUAUAUUCCCUCCACGACCGACCCAAAAACCCCACGACUCGACGGAGUCAUGCUCGACCACUGCCCCGGAAGGCAACGACGACAGCGAUUCGACGCAAGUUACCGCGUCCGACACUAGUGUUUCGUCUUCGGGAGUUCUUCCCUGUCCCGGUCUGAUGAAAUCCCCCAGCGUUGUUCGUGGCUUCUCACCUUCCCACAUCUCGUCGUCCUUUCGAUCGCAGGCCAAGCUAUCCGCCGACCCUAGCCCCUCUCAAUCCACCACGCAAUUAAAGCCAUCACCACUCAAGAAAAAGGGCGGAAUGUUCACACUAGGUGGUUCGUCCGGUGACGAUGACGAGAGCUCUUUUGAAGAUCGCAUGGUUGCUUCGGAAAACCCUGUCGCUGAUUCACCCGCGGUGGGUAGCAAACCCAGCCCAGCCAAGAAGAUGGCCUCGUUUAGCGACCAUGUCACAUCACGAACUAUACGACAUCCCAAGAGCCCGAGCCGCUUGGACGAGGAUGCCAUCGAGACCGACGACGAUGUUUCGGAGAGUGCCAUCGAGGAUGACGAAGACUCGGAUUGGGAAGAUUCAGUGACGGAGAGCGGACGGUCCAGCGUGGAUGAGCGAGAGCGACCAGAAAUGUUCCAGCGGGUGGAUUCCCGACCUAAUUUGGUAUCGCGGCGCUCGCUGCUUACAAUGAUGAUGCACCAACCGGGACGGAUGCAAAACAACGCUUUCCGAUCUAGUCCCGCGCUACAGCGCUCGCGCCUGACAUCACCUAAUGGCCCAUCUAUUCCGGCCUCUCCACCAGAGAACGACGAAGAGAACUUGACUAUGCGCGGCCCCGACGUUCCUCGAUCUAAACCCAUCGUCAUGAAACCGCCAACGACGCAAUCUCUCGCGCAUUCUCCACGCACCACUCGACGCAAUAUGCUUGCAACCGAGCUGACAGAGUCUCUUCGCAAACACCUCUUGUGGGAGCGCCAACAAAAGAGCGCAACCGCCAAUGCUUUCAAACGCCGACACACCGCCCACGACAUGAAGAACCUCCAGGAGUACCCAGACCCUCGGAGAGCUCAAGUCGAAGCCUCAGCUAAUAUCGGGCCGAAUGCCAAUCCGGGCGGCCAGCCCAAGGACAAAGACCUGGCUAAAAAUGGCUCUUGGACAAAUUACACGACUGAUUUCGGGCCUUGGGAGUACCAUGUCAAGGGGUGGUGA
Penicillium lagena is the source of this 1767-nucleotide messenger RNA. RefSeq lists its product as uncharacterized. Gene Ontology annotation, cellular component: cytoplasm. Gene Ontology annotation, biological process: regulation of nitrogen utilization; mitochondria-nucleus signaling pathway; negative regulation of transcription by RNA polymerase II. The record is from RefSeq and is a predicted model, not a curated record. Bases 1 to 1767 code for a protein of 588 amino acids. NCBI's taxonomy places the organism in Eukaryota, Fungi, Ascomycota, Eurotiomycetes, Eurotiales, Aspergillaceae. The transcript is spliced from 2 exons.